UCCUCCGCCAUCCGCGUUUCGCACUGUCGUUUGUAUCGAGUAAACACAUUGAUUUGUUGAUUUGGAGACACACAUUGCGGACCUGCAUAAAACCUUCAGCAUUUUUCUUUCGACAUUCUUGUCGCCUUUGCCUUUGCAGACUCACUACUCUGAAGAUUAGCUGCCAGCAGUCGCCCAAGGUUAUCCUCUGCAACUGCAAUUCUAACAUCUGCUUAUUUCCAGAUAUACCUUGAAUACUUUCACAAGGAAUUCACUCUGCUCUAAUCGACCCAGACUGCGCUUCCUACAGAUUCCAGCCACUCCCACGAUCCAGCCAGCCAUGGAAGUCAAUAUCCAACCGCAGGCUCUCUCGGACACCAUCGUCGACAAGGCCCUUGCGUCAAGCACCAAGUCAACUUCCAGUAUCACCGUGACGCCCAUCCCCGCCGUGCUGAUCGACACGACCUUCUCAUCUUCAACUAACUUGUCCACCACCGUCCUCGGCGCAUCCAUUGUGUCUUUCUCGGACGAAUACUUCGCUGCCGCCUCCAACCUCCUCACCCCCACGCCUCCCAUUCGAAAACCGGGUGUGUUUGUACAUACUGGGGCGUGGUAUGACGGAUGGGAAACGAGGAGGCAUAACCCCAAGGAAUAUGACUGGGUGGUGAUCAAACUCGGUUGUGUGGCACAGAUCGAGGCCGUGGAAGUGGACACGAGUUACUUCAACGGGAACGAGGCUCCCCUCGCUGGACUGGACGGAGUUGCCUUUUCGAGUGACGAGGACGAUAGUGAGGUCGCAAAGGAAGGCUAUGCUGGAUGGACUGAAGUUCUGCCCCCGCAGAAGUGUGGACCCUCGCAACGACAGGCAUGGAAGGUAUCUGGUCCUGGUGUGCAGGGGAAGCAGUUCACCCAUUUGAGGUUAAAGCAGUACCCAGACGGAGGGAUUGCCAGGUUGAGGGUCUAUGGGACAGUGGUCCCCCCGUCGUUACCGGCGAGUGUAACCUCGGGAAAGGAGGAGAGGCCCCUGGAGGACCUAGCCAGUGCGCUCAACGGCGGUGUCGCCAUUGAGUGCUCAGAUCAGCAUUUCGGCGGCAAGAACUAUCUACUCCUACCCGGCAGAGGGAAGGAUAUGGGAGACGGAUGGGAGACGGCCAGAAGCAGGGUCAAGGGCCACACAGACUGGGUGAUUGUUCGCCUGGGGUUGAAGGGCAGGAAGAUCGAGAAAGUCAUUGUCGACACCAAAGACUUUAGGGGGAACUUCCCCCGGGCUGUGAAGGUCGAGGGCUGGGCCAUGGAAGUGGCCAAGGCGGCCCUGGGCACCGAGGCGGACCCCAAGCAUGACGCGACGGGCUGGACGGCACUGAUUAAGGGAGAGCAGCCUUGCCAAGCGGAUACAGAGCAUGGUUUCGAGGGUGAGCAGCUGGUGGUUUCUGAGCCUCCGGAAGGCCACGUGUGGACGCAUGUUAAGAUGACCAUUAUCCCUGAUGGCGGCGUUAAGAGACUGAGGAUAUUUGGGAGGAGGGCGUGAUGAUGCUUGACCCGGUGUAUACCUACUAGGUAUACAAGGUAUCGACAAGUAGUACAUGUACAGACAUCUCACCACUGUUUGUCGCC
Molecule: messenger RNA, 1593 nt
Organism: Cladophialophora immunda
Lineage: Eukaryota; Fungi; Ascomycota; Eurotiomycetes; Chaetothyriales; Herpotrichiellaceae
Product: allantoicase
Exons: 1
Coding region: 320-1507 (395 amino acids)
Biological process (GO): allantoin catabolic process
Molecular function (GO): allantoicase activity
Source: RefSeq, a predicted model, not a curated record